Messenger RNA from Paramecium pentaurelia, 694 nucleotides. The record is from the annotation of a GenBank genome assembly. NCBI's taxonomy places the organism in Eukaryota, Ciliophora, Oligohymenophorea, Peniculida, Parameciidae.
AUGGUUAUAUUACAAAGAGUAUUCUUAAUAAUUGUAUUGUAAUGGCUAAUAAUCAGGUUAGUUAGAAAAAUUAAAUAUUAGUUGGAUUUUUAUUUGCCUGUCUUUUGUUAAUCUUAUUCUGAAUGCCUAAAUUAGUUUUUAUCGGAGUAAUUAGAUGAAAAAUGUCUUGCUUUUAUUUUUGUAAAUGAUUUUAGUAAAUCAUUAAAUACAAUUUUCGAUACUGUAUUACCUUUCAACCAAAAUCAAUAAUCUAAUUGUUUAUCUUGGUUAGUAUUGAUUAUUUUCUCAUUUAUUGCUGAUAAUUUUGGUAGAAAAUUGUCAUAGUCAAUUUCUGGGGCCAUGACUUCAUUUGAAGCCCUCUUAGUUAAAGUAUUCUAUAUUUUUAAUAUUUAAGUUUGAUAUGAACUAAUAGAUGUUAACUAUAGUUCUAUUCUUUUUAAGUUUUCGAGAUAUGCCGAUAAUUAAUGUACAUUAUUCAUUUAUUAAUGAACUUUCCUACAAUUUAAUUAUAUCAAAGAUUUUAUAUAGAGAGUAAUUUUAGGGAGGUCUAAAAUGUUUGUGUCAAAGUGUUUUUUCCAAUUUGUAAAUUUGCUAUAAUAGCAUUAGCAUAUUUUAUUACUUAUUGGAAAUGGUUAGAAAUUACAAUUGCAAUACCAUAUUUUUUAUUAAUUAUUGGUAGUCUUUUGAUAUUUGA